Molecule: messenger RNA, 1518 nt
Organism: Varroa destructor (honeybee mite)
Lineage: Eukaryota; Metazoa; Arthropoda; Arachnida; Mesostigmata; Varroidae
Source: RefSeq, a predicted model, not a curated record
GCAGAUUGUGCCGCAGGACACAAUAUGCUAUUGGUUUUUUUCUGAAUGAACUGCAAACAGUACGUUGCAUUUUGUUGCAUUCGAAUUUGUUUCGAUUUUAAAGUUCAUUAAUAUGAAAGUGGAAAGUCUAUGACGAUACGUUCCUCCUUUUACUUUCAGUUGAUCCGUGCCAUUUCGUGAGAGCAGCGGUAAAAAUGAGAUCUAUGUUGCAUUACACAGCAGCAUUGGUAAUCGUCGCUGAAUACCUUGUGCAUGUCGGUGUACUGGAAGCUGUUGUGGAAGACCGUUUCUUACCGCAUUUUAUCGGCUCGGAUGAUACACCUACGGUAGCGUCAGUUUUCGCCUGGAAGCCCGCAGCUCCUUUACCAGCCCAACUUCACCUUAGCAACGCUCCGGCCCUUCUAGUGGAUAACGAAACUGUAGCUGGUCUUCUUCAACAGAUUUUGGCUGGAAACCUACAAAGUGUCGAAAGUCGCGGUCGACCUUUGGCAGUACCUUCCGGUGGCAAACCGGUGGCUGUCAUCUUCUCAUCGUCCGUGCAUGUUGUUGAUCUGGGCGAUCUUCGGCCUCCCAUAACCCCUGCAUCGACAACAAUUAGCCCUCAUACACAUACUCCUCAUGUUCCUCAUAAUGAUAGUGCUCACAUUCACACGCACGGAACCCAAUUCGGGUCAAAUCACACGCACGGAACCCAUUUCGGCUUAAAUCACACAUCACUGCUUGAGUCUAUCAUAUCGCCGCUAAUGUCAUUGACCCAUUUCGGGACAUCGCGCGAAUCUCAUCCGUCACAAUCGCCGCACCCUACCUCAACAGUGGCAGGGACUCCAGCUUGGUCGGUACAGCAGGUUCUUCAACCGGUUCAAAUGCAGCCGGUAAUGAUGAUGAUGAUGCCCAUUUCACAAAUGCAGGCGAUGUCUGCAAUAUCCUCGACGUCGGCACAUGCUUUGGCACCGGUUCAAACAGACAGCUUGUCACACUUAGAUAAAGUUUUGCAAGGCAUCCUAACCGCCAAAAAACAACAACUAAUCAACUCUACGUUACUAACAGGGCACGGAUCUCAUUCAGGGCAUGAAGCACAGGUAUCGGGAACUGGAACUUACUCGUCGAUGGCUACCACUUCCUCAUCGGUACAAACACCUGUUAAUGCAUUCACUUCGAUACCCACCUCAACAUUUGUGACUACUAUGCAACCGCAAGAGGUCAAAAGCAUGGACAAUAGUACUUCGAGGAGCAAACAGGUCUGAGUCCUCUCGUUCGCAUGAGGAUCACACCUGAGCGUUUUUGUGCGCGUUACCCAUGUGGAUAUUGACAUACAUAAAUGAUUUAUGAAUUUGUACAUGAAAACGCCAGUAUUUGCGGUCAUUCAACUUGUGUAGUAAAACGAAGUAGUUAUAAUACAUGGUGUGACUAGACAAAAAUCUUUUAUUUGCAGCAGCGAUGUUUUAAAGAAGAGACAUCUUGCCCCAUAAAAAUCUGUCGUUUUGUAACUAUUCUAUAAAUUACUCAAUAAAACUUAGU